UAUACCUCCUUCUCCCUAAUUUCCCAUUUAUCCCUCUUCUCGCCUCUGGCUUUACUUUAACCUAAGGCAGAGUUCCCAUCUCUGCCUUAGCCAUUUCCCGUUAUUCCAACUCAUCCACCCACCAUCCACCAUGGUCUUCCAAGAUUUCGACCAGAUCUCCGAACGCCGUCGCGCCGAGAGAGCGCGCAAGUUCCGUAAUAGGGUCAUCAUCGCGGUCGUCUCAACCUUCCUCAUCCUUGUUCUCGUCGUCGCCGCCGUCUUCGUCCAAGUCUCCCCGCCCACCAAAUCCACCACCAGAGACGGCGCCGGCAGCGGCAGCAGCCGCAGCAAGGGAAGCUCCAAAGAUCAUGCGACAUCCGACGUCAAACAGGUGUCCCGCGCCCAGAAAAUGAUUACCAUGAUAUGCAACUCCACAGACUAUAAAGCCAAAUGCGAGAGCACUUUGAAGGAAGGCGUAGAGACCCACCCCGAUUCCUCCGACCCCAAAGACCUCAUCAAGCUCGCCAUCGCCGCCGUCUCCACCGAGGUUAACUCCGCCCUGAAAAAAGCUUCCGCCAUGAACUUCCCCACCCCGGAGGAAAAAGGGGCGUUCGAGGACUGCAAGCUCCUGUUGGAAGAAGCGGUGGAGGAAUUAGACAGGUCUGUGAGCGAAUUGAGCAGGAAGGAUCUGGGAAAGCUGACAGAGAAAACGACGCCGGAUCUCAACAACUGGCUGAGCGCGGUGAUGUCGUAUCACGCCACUUGCGUGGAUGGGUUUCCAGGGGGGAAGUCGAAGACCGAAAUGGAGGCGACGUUGAAGGCCGGAAAGGAACUGACGAGUAAUUCGCUGGCGAUGAUUUCGCAGGUGGCUACGUUCUUCUCAACGUUUGAAAAGUCGGAUGGUGGAGGAGCUGCAACACGACGUCGUCUAAUGGCCAAAGAUGGGCUACCCAGCUGGAUGACCAGCUACGAACGCAGGAUGUUGAAGCGCGAUGCGGAAGACGAUAAGCCGACGCCUAAUGUUGUGGUCGCCAAAGAUGGGUCCGGAAAUUUCAAGACCAUUAACGAAGCGUUGGCUGCCAUGCCUGCAAAAUAUGAUGGACGGUACGUGAUCUAUGUUAAGGAAGGGAUCUACGAGGAGACGGUGGUGAUUACCAAAAAAAUGGCGAAUGUUACAAUGUACGGAGAUGGAUCUCAGAAGAGCAUGAUCAGUGGGAAUAAAAACUCAGCGGACGGAGUUCGAGCCUUCCAAACCGCAUCUUUUGUGGCACUUGGAGACGGGUUGUUGGCGAAAGGGAUCGGAUUCAGAAACACUGCAGGUCCAGAAAAGCAGCAGGCCGUAGCCGCCAGAGUCCAGGGCGACAGAGCCAUAUUCGUGAACUGUCGGUUCGAGGGGUUCCAAGACACGUUGUACGCGCAAGCCCAUCGGCAGUUCUACAGGAGCUGCUUGAUUACAGGCACAGUGGACAUCAUCUUCGGGGACGCGGCGGCCAUUUUCCAAAAUUGUAAUUUCAUGUUGAAAAAGCCGUUGGAUAAGCAAGCGAACGUAGUAACGGCACAGGGGAGAAGUGACAGACAUGAAACCACGGCCACUGUGCUGCAAAACUGCAAGAUAUUGCCGGACAAGACGCUGGAGGGUGUGAAGGCGCAGUUCAAAAGCUACUUGGGGAGGCCUCGGAAUGAGUACUCCAGGACCAUAGUAAUGGAGUCCGAAAUUGAAGAUAUCAUUCACCCCGAUGGGUGGAUGCCUUGGGACGGGGACUUUGCACUCAAAACCUUGUACUAUGCUGAGUUUAACAACAAAGGGCCUGGGGCUAAGACCGAUGCCAGAGUGAAAUGGCCUGGUUUUAAGGUGAUUGAUAAGGAAGAGGCUGCAAAGUUUACGAUAGGAACUUUUCUAGACGUGGAUUGGAUCCAGAGCUCCUCGGUUUCUGUUCAUGUCGGCCUGUUUUGAUAUAACACCAAAAAAGAAAAAAAAAAA
Messenger RNA from Cucurbita moschata (crookneck pumpkin), 1960 nucleotides. RefSeq names its product putative pectinesterase/pectinesterase inhibitor 45. The transcript has 2 exons. Gene Ontology annotation, molecular function: pectinesterase activity; pectinesterase inhibitor activity. The record is from RefSeq and is a predicted model, not a curated record. Gene Ontology annotation, biological process: cell wall modification. Bases 131 to 1933 code for a protein of 600 amino acids. Lineage: Eukaryota; Viridiplantae; Streptophyta; Magnoliopsida; Cucurbitales; Cucurbitaceae.